GGUUGCUGAUGGCGACUAUUAUCUGAAAAGGAAAAAUCUUUCGGUUGUUUUUCGUAUCAUGUUGACCUGUGCGAGGGUUAGAAGCAAAGGUGUUUUAAAUCCGCUCUCAACAGCUUACCAGGUUUUAGGAAGACGCACUCUUCAUCGAGAGCCCCUGCAUCCAGAAUGGGCUGAACUUGCAAAGAAACAGUUAAAAGGUGCCGAUCCAGAAAAAAAGUUGACAUGGCAUACUCCUGAGGGUAUUGACAUCAAACCUGUGUACACCAAAACAGACACACAGCACUCUGAGGAAGAGGUACCUGGAAAGUUUCCAUUUACAAGAGGACCGUACCCCACCAUGUACACUAACCGCCCAUGGACCAUCAGACAGUAUGCAGGUUUUAGUACUGUUGAGGAAAGUAACAAGUUUUACCGUGACAACAUUAAAGCUGGACAGCAAGGACUCAGUGUUGCAUUCGAUCUUGCUACGCAUAGAGGGUAUGAUUCAGACAACCCUAGGGUGCAUGGUGAUGUUGGAAUGGCUGGAGUUGCAGUGGAUUUAGUAGAAGAUAUGAAGAUGCUAUUUGAUGGUAUACCUUUGGAUAAGAUGUCAGUUUCCAUGACAAUGAAUGGUGCUGUCUUACCAGUGUUGGCAAUGUAUAUUGUUGCAGCAGAGGAACAAGGAGUAAAACAAGAGCAGCUGUCAGGGACCAUCCAGAAUGACAUCCUAAAAGAAUUCAUGGUGCGGAAUACUUACAUCUUUCCUCCUGAGCCAUCCAUGAAGAUCAUUGGCGACAUCUUCUCUUUCACCUCACAGAAUAUGCCAAAGUACAACAGUAUUUCAAUCUCUGGCUACCACAUGCAAGAAGCCGGAGCAGAUGCUGUGCUGGAAAUGGCUUUCACUCUAGCUGAUGGUCUGGAGUACUGCAGAACAGGACUCAAAGCUGGACUAAACAUUGACAGUUUUGCACCCCGUUUGUCCUUCUUCUGGGGAAUUGGGAUGAAUUUCUACAUGGAAAUAGCAAAGAUGAGAGCUGCCCGCAGACUGUGGGCUCGUCAGAUUGAGGAGAAUUUCAAACCAAAGAAUAUGAAGUCCUGCAUGUUGAGGACUCACUCGCAGACUUCUGGCUGGUCUCUCACUGAGCAGGAUCCAUAUAACAACAUCAUCAGGACAACAAUAGAGGCGAUGGCAGCAGUUUUUGGUGGAACCCAGUCCUUGCAUACCAACUCGUUCGACGAGGCCUUAGCACUACCCACGCCUUUCAGUGCUAGGAUUGCUCGUAACACGCAGAUCAUUCUCCAAGAGGAGUCGGGGAUUCCUAAUGUUGCAGACCCAUGGGGUGGGUCGCACAUGAUGGAGUGUCUCACCGACGAGAUAUACGAAAAAGGCCUGGCUGUCAUUAACGAGGUUGAAAAAAUGGGAGGUAUGGCUAAAGCUGUCGCCGCUGGAAUGCCGAAACUGAGAAUCGAGGAAUGUGCAGCCAAGCGACAGGCGAGGAUUGACGCGGGAUCAGAAACUAUCGUCGGUGUUAAUAAAUAUCGCUUGGCUAAAGAAGAAGAAAUAGACGUGCUUGUUGUGGAUAACACCAAAGUGCGAGAGAGCCAGCUAGAGAAAAUAAAGCGUGUCAAGGAGACGCGAAAUCAAGACGAGGUGAAUCUUGCCAUGAAUGCCAUAUCAGAAUGCUGCAAAACAGGAGAAGGGAAUCUUCUUGAUCUUGCUGUCAAAGCAGCAAGGGUUCGCUGCACUGUGGGCGAGAUUACCGAGGCAAUGGAGAGGGUGGUUGGCAGGCAUGUCGCCAGUGAUCGCAUGGUCAGCGGUGCCUACAAAACAGAGUUUGGCGAAUCCGAUGAAAUCAACAAGUGCAUGAAGAAAGUUGAGGCCUUUGUGGAACAGGAAGGCCGUCGUCCCAGGAUCCUUGUUGCUAAAAUGGGUCAAGAUGGGCACGAUAGAGGUGCAAAGGUUAUCGCUACUGGAUUCGCUGAUCUGGGAUUUGAUGUCGACAUUGGACCUCUCUUCCAGACUCCUAAUGAAGUUGCUCAACAGGCCGUGGACGCGGAUGUUCAUGUGGUGGGAAUUAGUUCCCAGGCUGCUGGACACAAAACGCUGAUUCCUGAGUUGAUAUCACAGAUGAAGUCAAUGGGAAGAGGUGAUAUCGUUGUCGUGUGUGGUGGUGUUAUUCCACCGCAAGACUACCAGUUCCUUUAUGAUUCGGGAGUUCACUGCAUCUUCGGUCCCGGAACACGCAUACCAGUGGCGGCCAUGGAUGUCCUAGAUGCAAUACAGAACAAUAAUGCUGACCAAAAAACUGCCGCAUAAUCUGACAAGCCAAACUCUUGACCGGUUUUCAUAGCGGAGGCCUUCAAGUCUAGUUGAAGGGUUAUGUUAUCUCAGAAAACCCUGACGUGUCUCCAGUGACGUUGCAAAGGGAAAUUUUCCGUUGAAUCAGGCUCCCGCUAUUUCAAUAUUUUUCUGGUUUCCCUUCCAAAAAAUUUACCUUAAAUGCAAUGCUUUGUCUCUCCUUUAAACUUAUUCCACUGCAUUAUUCUUAGUUGGUCCGCCUGUAAACUGGUGAUGUGGCUAAUUGAUCUAACUAUUUAAGUUAUGACAUGUUAACUGUAAAUACAAAAUAUAGAAAGAGAGAGUUAUCAAUGCAUUCAUCAUAGUGAACUCGUGCCUUUUAAGAUAGGCGCUUAAGGGUAGAUGGUUUGCCUUGGAAGACCUGGUGGCGUACCUUCCUGACCCGUUCCAAUCCCUCUCGCGCUUCUAAAGAUCAAUAAUAAGCGACUAGGGAUAAGAUAACUUGAGGAGCACUCGAAGAGCUAUGUAGAGGCAAAACAUUUCAGCGAAUAAAUGAGGACCGUAACAGGA
Stylophora pistillata is the source of this 2848-nucleotide messenger RNA. Its product is annotated as methylmalonyl-CoA mutase, mitochondrial. Gene Ontology annotation, molecular function: methylmalonyl-CoA mutase activity; metal ion binding; cobalamin binding. NCBI's taxonomy places the organism in Eukaryota, Metazoa, Cnidaria, Anthozoa, Scleractinia, Pocilloporidae. The record is from RefSeq and is a predicted model, not a curated record. Gene Ontology annotation, cellular component: mitochondrion; cytoplasm.